Molecule: messenger RNA, 408 nt
Organism: Symbiodinium sp. CCMP2592
Lineage: Eukaryota; Dinophyceae; Suessiales; Symbiodiniaceae
Source: the annotation of a GenBank genome assembly
AUGACAGUGACGUGGAAAACCAAUGACCGCGGAGCUCCACUGGAGGACUUCCUGAAGUCUCUGUUCGUGACUUCAGCAACGAGCCGAGGCGUGUGGGGACUGGACGCCUUGCUGCGCUGCUGCUCGGCGGAGGGCAUGGCCUCGCCGCUGCUCCUACAGGCCCCUCGCGGCUACGACACCAGGCUGUGGCAAUGGACAGGUGCUGCGGAGGACGAGGAGGAGCUGCGAGUUGGUGAAGAUGACAAGCUCUGUGUUCGGCGCCUCCAGAGAUUCUCCGGCGAGCCUAUGCCAGUCCGCUGGGAUUGCGAUGGUGGGACCUUUGUUGUGAGUGACUGGGCCCUGACUGGCCGAUCGAAUUGUCUUUGUUGUAUUCAAGAUAGUAUUAGUAUUCCUAUCAAUGCUGUGUGA